AUGCUGGGGACUGCAAGACAGUUUCAGGAUGAUAUUGCAUAUAUUCACAAACUGUGUGAUGAAAUAGUACAGCAUAGACGAGAACAUCCAAAUGACAUCAACGAUUUGCUCAAUCGGAUGAUAAAAGGAAAAGAUGAAGAAACUGGCUAUCAAUUAUCUGAUGAAAAUAUUCGUUAUCAAAUGGUAACUUUUCUGAUGGCCGGACACGAAAAAACCUCCGGACUACUUUCGUUUACUUUUUACUACCUUCUUAAAAAUCCGCAUGCUUUGCAAAAAGCGCAAACAGAAGCAGAUCAAUUCGACGAAAUUACCAUUGACACUCUGCCCAAAUUAAAGUAUAUUGAUGCAGUGCUUAAAGAAACCCUUCGACUGCAGCCUUCAGCGCCAGUGAUUAGCUUGCACUUGAAAGAAGACAAAGCGAUUUUACCCGGUGGCUACGAAAUUCACAAAGACGACAGAAUUAUGGUCCUUCUGUCUCAAUUACAUCGUGAUCCGAAAGUCUGGGACCGUCCGGAAGAAUUUUUACCCGAACGAAUGCUCAAUGGAGGAUUCGAAAACUUGCCACCAAAUGCAUGGAAACCUUUCGGAAACGGUCAACGAAGCUGUAUUGGUCGAGCUUUUGCUAUACAAGAAAGUCUUCUCGCCGUCGCACUAAUUCUUAAACACUAUAAUAUUGAAUUUGUUGAUACUUCCUAUGAACUUCGUGUUGAACAGACGUUAACCAUCAAACCAGAAGGCUUCAAAAUGCGAGUUCGACCACGUAAGCGAGGUAAAAUUCCAGUAGGCAUCAGCGUCAACACAUGUGAAAAGACACCUGCUCAUACACAACAGGUCGAAACAAAUCAUUGCAGACCGAUAUCUGUUCUCUUUGGCAGCAAUUCCGGCUCAUGCGAAUCGUUUGCUGGGAUUUUGGCUUCCGAAGCAUCUACACAUGGAUUCAAUGCGACAAUUGCGACUCUUGACUCUGUCGUUGGAUCUCUUCCUUGUGAUCGACCGGUGAUCAUCGUCACUUCCUCGUACGAAGGCAAACCAUGCGAUAACGCAAAACAGUUCGUGGCAUACCUCGAUUCGAAACCGGAGCUCAAGAUCAACUAUGCAAUAUUCGGAGCGGGUCAUCAUGAUUGGGUGAGCACGUUCCAAAAGAUUCCGAUUUAUAUCGACGAGAUGCUUGAAAAAGCUGGUGGAACGAGAAUCGUUGAACGUGGAAUUGGUGAUGCUGCUGGUGAUUUUUUUGGUUCAUUUGAAGCCUGGAAAGAGAAUCUCUUCCAAGUAUUGCGCCAAGGUAGUGGGUUGCAAAGUGUUAUCAGUCAAGAAAAACUUUCGAUUGAAAUUGUCAAUUCCACAAGAAAUCUUGGACAAAUAACCGAUAUUGGAAUUGUCAAAGAGAACAAAUUACUUGCCGAAGCAAGCGAGCUUGGACCUGCAAAGCGACAUAUCGAGAUUGAGCUACCCAAAGGACAAACUUAUCGUACAGGAGAUUAUCUUGCCGUGUUGCCAAUGAACCCAGUUGAAGUUGUUCGUCGAGUUCUCAAACGUUUCAAUUUGUCCACCGAUACUCACAUAAAAAUUCUUUCGUCUACAGAAACUUUUCUCCCAACCGGUUACCCAGUGAAUGCAUCAGAUAUUCUAAGUGGCUACGUCGAGCUGACUCAACCGAUCAGCCGAAAACAAGUAGAAACGCUUGCUACGGUGUGCAAAGACCAAAAGGAACAAACACAACUUGCCAGUCUCGGCGGCGACGCAUACCAAACUGAAAUUCUCGACAAACGUCUUAGCAUACUCGACAUUCUCGAAUUAUAUCUUUCAUGCGAACUUUCAUUUCCGCAGUACCUUCGUAUGCUCCCAUCACUACGCGUGCGUCAAUACAGUAUCUCUUCUUCGCCUCUAUGGAAUUCAGAAGCAGUUACACUUACAAUCGAUGUACUCGAUGGUCCGGCAAACAGUGGACAUGGACGAUACUAUGGUGUCGCAUCAAAUUAUCUCGCCAAUCUGAAAAAAGAUGAUCGUCUCAUCUGCAGUGUGCGCAGGUGA
Molecule: messenger RNA, 2031 nt
Organism: Didymodactylos carnosus
Lineage: Eukaryota; Metazoa; Rotifera; Eurotatoria; Philodinida; Philodinidae
Source: the annotation of a GenBank genome assembly